Messenger RNA from Spea bombifrons (plains spadefoot toad), 2375 nucleotides. RefSeq names its product protein inhibitor of activated STAT 2 (gene PIAS2). Lineage: Eukaryota; Metazoa; Chordata; Amphibia; Anura; Pelobatidae. The transcript has 14 exons. Bases 102 to 1979 code for a protein of 625 amino acids. Gene Ontology annotation, biological process: protein sumoylation; regulation of transcription by RNA polymerase II. Gene Ontology annotation, molecular function: zinc ion binding; transcription coregulator activity; SUMO ligase activity. The record is from RefSeq and is a predicted model, not a curated record.
UGGUGCGCGCGCUCGCCCCUCCCAGCUCUGCCACGCCUACCAGCUACGCGCCCGGUCACGUGACUCUGCUCCGGCCGGCCGCAGGAUGGUGGCUGGACAAGAUGGCGGAUGCCGAGGAGCUGAGGAAUAUGGUGUCGAGCUUCCGAGUUUCAGAACUCCAAGUCUUGUUGGGCUUCGCCGGCCGUAAUAAAAGUGGCCGCAAGCACGACCUGCUCAUGAGAGCGCUUCACUUGCUAAAGAACGGGUGCAGUCCUGCCGUUCAGAUUAAGAUCAAAGAGCUGUACAGACGCCGGUUCCCCAGGACGCUGGACGGCGUCUCCGGAUUAUCGUCCAUUAGAUCGAAUGCGUUCAGUUUGGACAGCAACUCUUCUGUGGACUCCGACCUCGCGGUGGCCGGCAUCCAUUCCUUACCUUCCACGUCUGUAGCCCCUCACUCUCCCGCGUCCCCCCUGGGUACGGUACUGCUUCAGGACACCAAACCUCAGUUUGAGAUCCAGCAGCUUUCUCCACCGAUCCCACCGGUACAUCCAGACGUCCAUCUCAAAAGUCUUCCUUUUUAUGAGGUGCUUGAUGUCCUCAUCAAACCAACUAGUUUAGUGCAGAAUAAUAUCCAAAGAUUUCAAGAGAAAUUCUUCAUCUUCGCUUUAACCCCCCAGCAGGUCCGUGAAAUCUGCAUCUCCAGAGAUUAUAUGCCCGGCGGAAGGAGAGAUUAUUCAGUCCAGGUUCAGCUAAGGCUGUGUUUAGCGGAGACGAGCUGUCCGCAGGAGGAUAACUUCCCCAGCAGUCUGUGCGUGAAGGUUAACGGAAAGCUGUUCCCUCUGCCGGGAUGUGCCCCACCACCGAAAAACGGAGUGGAACAGAAACGGCCCGGUCGCCCACUUAACAUAACUUCAUUAGUCCGGCUGUCGUCGGCCGUACCGAACCAGGUCUCCAUAUCAUGGGCUUCGGAAAUCGGAAAGAGCUACUCCAUGGCCGUGCACCUCGUCAGACAGCUGACAUCCGCGGUUUUGUUACAGAAGCUGAAGAUGAAAGGCAUUCGGAAUCCAGACCAUUCCAGAGCGCUGAUCAAAGAGAAGCUGACAGCGGAUCCUGACAGCGAGAUUGCCACCACCAGCCUGCGGGUCUCAUUGAUGUGCCCUCUGGGGAAAAUGAGACUGACGAUCCCUUGCCGAGCCGUGACCUGCACUCACUUGCAGUGCUUCGACGCCGCUCUCUACCUACAAAUGAACGAGAAGAAACCCACGUGGAUCUGCCCGGUGUGCGACAAAAAGGCUGAAUACGAAAGUCUCAUAUUAGAUGGACUAUUCAUGGAAAUCCUUAACCAGAGUUCAGAUGCAGAUGAGAUUCAGUUCCAAGAGGAUGGAUCAUGGUGCCCCAUGAGGCCCAAAAAGGAACUCCUUACCCCCUCCGGCUCACAGUAUCCUCACAUUGAAGGGCCUGUCAGUAAAAUAUACUCUGUAGUGGAGGCCGACGAGACCGCCGACAAGAAGAAGGCCGAGGUUAUAGACCUCACCAUUGAAAGUUCAUCAGAUGAAGAGGAAGAGCCGCCCGCCAAAAGGAAAUGCAUAUUCAUCCCAGAAUCGCAGGGAAACGCCAUCAAAGGGGUGGUGACGUACCAGCCGUCAACCAUCAGAUCAUCCAAAGGAAUGGCGCUCGAUCCAGACUCCAUUCAUCCUUCGGUCUCCGAAUACCCGGAACGCUUCCACCAUCCGCCCAUCGCUGGAAUCUCUGCGGAUCUGCAAGGACUGGAUUUCCUCUCCCUCGUUCCUGUCGAUUCGCAGCAGUACUAUCCCCCUAUGUUUUUGGAUAGUCUCAACUCGGCCCUUCCAGCCAACCUCACGCAUGGCAAAGCCGGAAUCUCGAACAGCCCCCUUGAAUCCUGGACUCGCGACGUUCCAUCUCCGGGCGACAGGACUCACCCCUGGAUUCAGACGGCCCCCCGAGAAGCCCCCCGCACUCCGAUGCCGCCGAGUUCUUGAGUAAAAUCCCCAAUUGUGAAUGUUAUUAUUUAUUGAACUAUUUCCCAGACGUGCGACACGGAAAGGAGAGAAUGUUGGGUCGCCCGGGCGCGCUGCGGGUGUUCGAACGCGGGGAAUGUCUCUGGCAUUGGAUCCGGGCGGACGUUGGUUUCGUGCAGGGGUGUCCAACCUGCGGCCCUCCAGCUGCUGCAGGACUACAUCUCCCAUACUCCUCAGCCAGCCCCUUGGCUGAAAGAGCAUUAUGGGAGAUGUAGUCCUGCAGCAGCUGGAGGGCCGCAGGUUGGACCCCCUGGUUUAGUGGUUUGAUCCGCAGGUUGCACACGUUCGGCUUGUGUAAAUAUGUUGCGCUGCACAAAAUGUAAAUAAGUAUUUUUAUAAAUUAAAACCUCUUAAAAA